AGUGAGCUGCGUGAGGUCAGAGGAGCAACACCAUGAAGAACUUCCUCAGAACUACCGCCAAAUAUCUUAAUUUUCACCGUUAUAUAAAACUGCCAGCAACUCAAAAUGACACCAGGCAGUUAUCUACAAGUUCUAAAUGGGAUGUACCAAUCAGCAUGGCAUAUUCUUCCUUCCAGACGACCUUACCUGAUAAAAUUAGCAACAAGCCGCCAGUGGUCAUUAUGCACGGCCUGAUGGGAAACAAGUUGAACUGGAAAUCAAUAGGGAAGGCUUUGAAUGAGAAGACUGGGAGACUCAUUUAUGCCGUGGAUGCCCGUAACCAUGGUGACAGUCCUCACGCAGCCACUCACAAUUAUCCCCUGCUAGCUGAGGACAUCUUGUACUUCCUGAAAGAACACAACAUUCCAAAAGCUGUACUGAUAGGUCACAGCAUGGGAGGUCGUGCGGUGAUGGCUGCAGCACUGUUGGAGCCUAGCGUUGUGGACAAAUUGAUGGUAAUGGAUAUGUCGCCUAUAAGAGUUUCGGACAGCAUCAAUUAUGUGCCCCGAUUUAUGGACAUCAUGCGAAGAAUAGAAGUACCGGCACAUUUGACCAUACAGGAAGCCCGGACUUACGUGGACGAGCUGUUAAAACCGGCCAUUGUGGAAACAGCCGUUCGUCAGUUUUUACUCACCAACCUCGUUCAAGUUGACGGAGGGUACAAGUGGAGGAUUAAUGUGAAUACCCUCGCUGUGCACUUCCAUCCAUACAUAACCACCUUCCCCAUCCUGGACAAGUACAGAUCCUUUGAAGGAGACACGGCAUUUAUUGCAGGAGAACUGUCGGACUACAUAAGGAAAGAUGAUGAAGAUAAAAUCAUGGAGCUGUUUCCCCAGGCAACGUUCCACUAUAUAGAGGGGGCAGGUCACUGGCUCCAUGUUGACAAACCAAAGGAAGUUAUCGAACUAAUAGUUUCUUUAUUAGAGCCUUAAUGAAGAAACACUAGGUAACCUACACAAAACUGCUAAAAAUGACAAAUGUUAAUUUUUUUGUAAUUUAUAUGUGAUGUAUUGGUUCAAACACAAAUGCAUGUACUGUACAAUACUUGUAUGAUUAAAUUGUGUAUGCAUGUAUUCAUUCACCAUGCAUGCAUUAUUAUAUACAUACAGCUGUAUGUGUACAUAUUCAGGUAGAAUCUCUUGUCAUAAUAAGGAAACCUACAUGUACACACACAUUACAUGUUUACAGACACUCACUCACUCGUGCCCACAGCUCCCCUGUCACAUUUGCUUAAAUAUUGUCAGUUUCCCCUGUCUGUUGAUGUGCCUCAAGUUUUUACUUCACUGAAGACGUUUGGGGUAUGUUGUUUAUAUUAUGGCCCGACACUGAAAAAAUUAACUUUAGUUUUGGGUCUUGGCACAAAAGUGUUUGCUAUUUUUGUUCUUUGUUAAGUUCAACCAAAUUGUCGUAACUGUUCCAUGUACUGUAUAUACAACUGGUUAGUGUCCUUGUUUUGAAAGUGUUUUUAAUGUAUUUAUUUCAAAUGAAAGUUUGUGUGUAAGAAAUGUAGUUAUGUAUAUAUUGCUAAUAAUAAAUCCCAAAGCAU
Messenger RNA from Homarus americanus (American lobster), 1585 nucleotides. Its product is annotated as protein ABHD11-like. The coding region runs from base 33 to 971 and encodes 312 amino acids. Gene Ontology annotation, cellular component: mitochondrion. Lineage: Eukaryota; Metazoa; Arthropoda; Malacostraca; Decapoda; Nephropidae. The record is from RefSeq and is a predicted model, not a curated record. Gene Ontology annotation, molecular function: catalytic activity. The transcript is spliced from 6 exons.